UUGAAAGAAUUCUGUAUUUUAGAUAUUCACGGGUAUGAAUGAUUAUCAGGUUAACAGGCCUAUAUAUCAAAGAGAAAAGUUUAAUGAUUGCUAUCCAGAAGUUUCUAGUCCCACUUUCUCGGAAAAGCUUGAAAAUGAGAUUAUAUCAUAUAAAGAUAUAAUAAACAAAAAAAGUUAUAAAAAUUGCUUUUGUCUAUUAAUAACAAAUAUAUUUCCUUGUAUCACAUGGUUAACAACUUAUAAUGUAAGAAAUUUUUUGUUAAGAGAUAUAGUUGCAGGAUUUACAGUUGCUUUCAUGCAUAUUCCUCAAGGCAUGGCUUAUGUUGCUCUUAUUCCAUUACCACCAGUUUAUGGACUCUAUACAUCAUUUUUUCCUGUUAUAAUAUACUGCAUAUUUGGAACCUCCAAACAUAUAUCAAUAGGAACAUAUGCCGUGGUAUCUAUCAUGUUGGGUAAUGUCAUAUCUAAAUACACUACUAAUGAUAUAAUACCACUCACAAAUGAUGCAUUAAUAAAAAAUUACACGGUUAUAGUCAACUCUAAAUCAACUCCCGAUUUGCCAUCACAAACUGAUAUAGCUGUUCAAGUAGCGUUGUCUAUCACUUUCUUAGUCGGCAUUAUGCAGAUGUUAUUAGGAAUUUUCAGAAUAGGAUUCAUUACGACUUAUAUGUCGACACCAAUUGUUAGGGGUUUUACCACGGGUGCAUCGUUACACGUAUUUACGUCUCAAUUAAAAUCUUUCUUUGGAUUGCCCAAUUUGCCCAGAAGAGAAGGGAUCGGAAAGUUGAUGAAAACAUUUAUCGAUUUCAUAAAACUAUGUCACACUUCAAACAUACCAACACUUAGCUUAUCCUGUGUUUGUGUUAUAAUACUCAUAUCAGUCAAAGUACUUACAUCGAAAUUCAAAAUACACCUUAAAUUUCCCAUACCUAUCGAAUUUCUGUUGAUAUUAAUGGGAACUGCUGCAUCAUAUUUUAUGAAUUUACACAAAUACGGCGUUGAAACUGUCGGUAAUAUCCCCGAGGGGUUUCCGCAAUUCAAAAUACCUACGACUCAAUACUGGAGUGCGAAUUUAGUUCAAAGCUUUGCUUUAGCCAUGGUCGCCUUUUUCACUUCGUUUUCGAUGGCCAAAAUUUUAGGUGAAAAACACAACUACGAAAUUUACCCUAACAAAGAGCUUAUAGCUUAUGGCCUAUCUACCAUGUUUAGCUCGUUCUUUAGUUCUAUCGUAUCAAGUGCCUCGCUAUCUAGAAGUUUGGUUCAAGAAAGUGUAGGAGGUCAAACUCAGAUAACUGGAGUCGUUUCAUGUAUACUCCUCCUGGCCGUUAUAUUAAAAAUUGGUUCAAUUUUCAAGACGUUACCAUCGUCAGUUCUAUCAGCCAUUAUAAUAGUUGCGUUAAGAGGGAUGUUUUAUCAAUUGAAAGAUAUUCGAUUUCUAUACAAACGAAACAAGAUAGAUUUGUCAAUAUUCUUGGUGACUCUACUCGCCACCGUUUUUUUAGACGUCGAUGUCGGCUUAGCAUUGGGUGUAAUUUACGCACUUUUGACAUUAGUCGUUCGUACUCAAAAGCCCAAAAUUAUCGUAUUAGGCAAUAUAUCAGGCACGGAAUUAUACGUUGAUUUGAAGAAAUAUCCUAAAGCCUAUCCCAUAGACAAUGUCCUCAUAUAUUCUUUCCAGUGCUUCCUUUACUAUGCUAAUUCCAAUAUCUUUCGUGAUCAUUUAUACAAAGAAUUCAAAAAGGCUUCCCAAGAGCAAUACACUUCUAUCAGAAUAGGCAUUAAGGAACCUAAUAAAAACGGGAAUGAGCCUAGAAGAUCCAUAGGUAAACUAGGGCUCGACACUCACGAUAUGAAAGUCAUGGACGCUAGUCACUGCUCAUUCACAAAAUCUCCUUUAAUCACUCACGACUCUGAAAAUAAACAAACAUCUGCCAAUGCGACCCAAAACUCUCCUAAUAAUGCCACAAAUAAUGUUAAACCUAAAUCGGGUCCGCCUCAUAACAACACAAGCUACGAUGAAAGUCCAGGCGAAGAUGAGACAUCGGAUGGAGAAGCACAAUAUAUUUUAACGCGAUAUAAUAGCCUCGUAGAAGAUGGCACAAAGGGUAUCAUUAAAUCGAUGUCGGAUCGGCCUAAGCAAAAAAAGCAGAUCGUUCCAAAUGGUGCUGAUCUAGAUUACAAGAUACAGGAGGAGAUACCUCAGUCAAAGAACAUACGUCAUAUAAUUAUCGAUUUUUCUUACAUCUCAUUCGUGGACACGGUUGGUAUAGAGACGCUGACACAAGUCAUUAAAGAUUUCAAGGAAGUAGGUGUGGAUAUCAUCUUGGUUGAGUGUAAUGAUAACGUCAUGAGAUGCAUGGAAAGGUUCACGUUUUUGCAGUCCUUCCCACCCGAUAAAAUUUUUAUCACCAUACACGAUGCUGUUUUAUGGAUAGAAGAUAAAAAAAUAUUACGAUAAUCAAAAAUAAUAUAUGUUAUAAAAAAUAUAUUGAUGAAAUCUAAAAUUAUUUUUUCUAUUUUCUCUUUCAUAAUAAUGCCAAAUUUUGAUAUUCUUUUUUAUUGAAAAUUAUAUUUAAUGUGACAAAUAUAACUUUAAUUAUAUAAUCAAUCAUAUUAAUUGCAUCUAUUUAUAUAAUUUAUCAAAAUUAUUGCCAAACUUAUAUG
Molecule: messenger RNA, 2664 nt
Organism: Gordionus sp. m RMFG-2023
Lineage: Eukaryota; Metazoa; Nematomorpha; Gordioida; Chordodea; Parachordodidae
Product: prestin-like
Exons: 16
Coding region: 35-2458 (807 amino acids)
Biological process (GO): transmembrane transport
Cellular component (GO): plasma membrane
Molecular function (GO): bicarbonate transmembrane transporter activity; chloride transmembrane transporter activity; secondary active sulfate transmembrane transporter activity
Source: RefSeq, a predicted model, not a curated record